Messenger RNA from Lindgomyces ingoldianus, 783 nucleotides. RefSeq lists its product as uncharacterized. The transcript has a single exon. Bases 155 to 619 code for a protein of 154 amino acids. Lineage: Eukaryota; Fungi; Ascomycota; Dothideomycetes; Pleosporales; Lindgomycetaceae. The record is from RefSeq and is a predicted model, not a curated record.
CUCUUCUCACUCUGGUUUUAUCGUGAGCAUAACUUCUUGUUCUCUUUGCGAGUGGCUCCUAAGAAUUGCACAACUUACAAUUACAUUCUUCUUUCUGUUUUCUUUGAACAGCAGCGUCAAUUGUAGAACCGUCCUCAUUCCUGGCAUCUUCCUCAUGGCUCAACCAUCAGCCUUCAAAAUUCAUAUUUUCUACCGCCUCUUCUUCACCUACCUCGACCCUUUAAUCUGCAUCUGGGGCGCGUAUAUGGACUUCUUCGACCCCGCUCUCGUCCUAAGCUCGCACGUCCCCAACGUCAGCCCGGAUAUUGGCCAUGCCAUGAUCCUCAAGCAGCGCGGAGGCGGCAUGCUUAACUUUGGGUUUAUUUCUGCAGUUCUGUUGCGAUACUCCACCGAUCUGCAAGUUUGGAGGAUUGUCCAAUUCGCGGAUUUGAUUGUUGAUGUCGCGUAUUUUUGGGCGGUUUGGGAGGGUUUGGGGGCGCAGGGGAGGUUGGAUCUUGGGACGUGGAGGGCGGAGGAUUGGGGAAGUUUGGGGAUUACAGGGUGUGCGACUGCGGUAAGGAUGGCUUUCUUGAUGGAGGUUGGGUUUGGGAGAAGGGCGGGGGAGAAAAAGAUUGCUUGACCCGUGCUCACGCGCAGGCUUCUUGGCUUCGGAGGCAGUGGUGGGACUUCGUACAUGAUUGCCAGCCCUUGAAACAGUGUGUUUUUGCUCCUACAUGAUGUUGGGAAUUAUGGAAACCCUUGUACCGGACUCAUCCCUGGAACAGAUUCGGCAGCGAAGAAGCG